Molecule: messenger RNA, 7957 nt
Organism: Drosophila biarmipes
Lineage: Eukaryota; Metazoa; Arthropoda; Insecta; Diptera; Drosophilidae
Gene: mei-41
Product: serine/threonine-protein kinase ATR
Exons: 5
Coding region: 80-7642 (2520 amino acids)
Biological process (GO): protein phosphorylation; telomere maintenance; DNA damage checkpoint signaling
Cellular component (GO): nucleus
Molecular function (GO): protein binding; protein serine/threonine kinase activity
Source: RefSeq, a predicted model, not a curated record
UUGGAUGCCGGCAAUUUGGUAAACAAAUGUGCGGCCCGCAAAAUUAUAAAAUAAAGGGAUUACAAGCAAAACUGGCAACAUGUCGAACCAGCGCAAGGACAUGUGGAAGCUGCUCUACAACCACGUGAACCGGAACGCCUCCAACUUGUCCCGCGUGUACACCGUGAUCGAGGACAUCCUGUGCCAGGAGCCGAGCCUGAUAAGCUGCUCGCUGGUGCGCGAGCUGCACAACAAAUUCCAGGACACCUUCCUCCUGUGGCUGCUCAACAAGCUGGCCAAGUGCCUGAGCGAGACUCCAGACGGCAGUCAGUGCAUCAAUCUGCAGAGGAAAAUCCUCAGCUCCUGCUGUUCCAAUCACCCGAAGCUGUAUGAGCGCCUGGUCCUGGCCUAUGUGGAGGCCCUGGAGGAGACGCACCAGCAGCUGAGUUCCCUGGACUUCAGGCAAGGGCGUGCCGAACAGAGUCACACUAUAACUCUUAGUAUUUUUCGCUGCGAUGUGGCCUGCCUGCAGGAGUUUGAUCCCCAGUGCGCCUUCGAGGACAUCAAGCUGCCAAUUGAGCAGGCCGACCUGUAUGCCAAGAGCCUGCUGGAGGUCCUGGAGCACGCCCAUCACAUUGGCUAUGCCACGCACGGCGACAUCUUCUCGAGCAGCCUGCACCAGGCCCUGCUAGUCCUCAAGGAGUGCGACAUGGAUACAAAGCUGGCCAGCUUGAACUACUGCCACAGUGUCCUGCGCUCACAGGCGGCCACCAGCUGGUCAACCAAUCCGGAUGUGGGCCACUACGCCCAGUUGACGUUGGAGGCAACGACCAUUAUGUGGUCCACAGUUGCCAAGUGGCUGGAGUUCGGCUGCAUGACACGCCAGGAGCUCACGCAACUAAACGUGAGCACCAAGCAGCUGCUGCUCGUCCUGCACAAGCGUGGUCAACCCGCCCUCCAGCUUGGCUACCUGCUGCUCAACGAGAUUCUCAGCCUGCCCGCCGACAUCGAACUGGAGGAUGAACUGCUUGAGACGCUAAGUGCCUUCAUACAAGGCCAGCUAGAGCGGUCGGUGAUAUCGCUGGAGCAACUGUUGCACUUCCAGCAGCUUUUGCUAAGCCAUUGGCACGCCCAUUCUGAACAUUUACUGCCCAUAUUGGCGCGGAUGGCAGUGCAACAGAUGGAGAUACGCACAACAGUGCUGCAAUCGCUGACACAAAACCUUGUCAAAAUCAUGAAGAAGGAGCAAAUCCUGGCCAGGGAAUGGCAGGAACUGGUUGCCAUUCUACGCGCCUUCAAGCAGCUGGAGCAGCUGGUCUUGGCACAGAGCCAGCAUAGUAUAGCUGGCCAGGAAGCCCACUUCGAUGCCCCGCUAUUGGCCAAGUUGCCGCUACAUUGCGAAAUCACAAAGGUGACGGACACCAACUGGAACAACAUUUCCAUGCAGCUGGUCGAGCAGGAAACCAAGUGCCCCCCAGCCAAGAAGCCCAUAUACCUGGAAAUUUGCUCGCUUCUCAUGCAGAUCACCUUCGUUCGACACGACCUAAAGACGCAGACGCAACACCAGCUGCUGGCCAUUCUCCAGCGGCACAUGGAGCUGUCUCACCUGUGCGGCAUUCGCUUGGAAACGCCCUCGAGUGCGCACACCCAGAUGCAGGGAUUCUAUGCCCAGCACUACGUGAGUCUCAUGCAAGCGGAGGCGACGCAGGAGGUGUUCUGCCGCAAUCUGCCGCAGUUGUACAUAGCGGGCUACAUAAAGGUGGAGCAACUGCUGAAGUCCCUGCCCUCUAUUGCGACUCCCAGUGGACGCGCUCAUGUUAUCCGCUUGCUGCUGUGCUCCCAGCCGGGUACUUUGAGUGUCUUCAAAGUCCAGGAGCGCAUUGAGUUGUACUGCCCGAAGUGCAGACCAUUGCCAGAUGCACUUCCUGGUAUUUACCUGGGUAAAUGCAAGCAGCCAGUGGCACAUUUGGACUUCUCAAACGCCUCCCUUGAGAUAAUAGCAAAGGAUUUUUUGUUUGAUGCCGAUUUUUCCUACGUUUCCCAUCACCUGGACUUGCUGAGCUUCGAGCCCAAGCUGAUCCUGCGACUUCUAAGGGAAGCGGAGGGUCUGCAAAAGGUAAAUGUAAAGAUCCUAGGCCUUCUGGUCUCUGCCAUGCGUGCCCUUUCGCCGGAAUUCAAGGAAAAGUUGGGCAAUCUUGUCCUAAAUGCUAUUAAAGCCAUGCUGGGCAAGCCGCUGGCGGAGCAAAAUGUUUUGCAGCAGAGACGUGUGCUGAACAUCUUGGUGGCCAUUGCCCACUUGGAAGACGAUGAAAUCUGGCUCUUCCACUGGUUCAAAAUGACGUUCUUCUUUUUGGUGCACACCCGCUCGCUGGUCGCUCAAGAGGCUGUGCUGGCGGCCACCGAGAUCUGUGCCAGCCAUGGUCUGCAGACGAUCAACCUGUGGAACUGGUACAAGCGGGAUGCCCUGGAUCUGACCGUGCGUCUGGCCUUGACUGGCUACCUUUCAGAUGGCGUUCGCUUCACCCGAUCCCUGAGAGCACUCACCAAAAUGCUGGGCUUCACCUGCGUGCAGGAGUUCACCUGCAAGUACCAACGCCUGGUGACCGCCAUGGUUCUGCCGCACUGCAUCCUGGAGCCACGUUGCAAGGGAGUUUUGGUGCUGAUAGCCAAACAGAUGCGAAAACCCAUUGCCACCUGGUUUUCCACCUCAUUCCUGCGCAUCUACACCCAUGUAUACCUCACCGAGGAUCCGGAGCUGGCCAACAGUUGCAUUGAGCUAGUAGUCAGCUGCACCCAGUCGAGCCUGCAGCAGCUCAUGAAUGCGGAUGUCAAGCAAACGGUGGCCGAAUUGCUAAUCUAUUUCAACCGCAACCCCAUAUUCGUGAUGCGUUCCUUCCAAAGCCUUUUGCAGCUGAGUAUCGGUUCCGAGGAGGAGUUGUCCAGCCAGACGGCCAAUGCGGAGUUUGCCAACUUCAUUGCCGAGCGAUUCCUUGGCGUGAUCACCUACUUCGAGAGCUGCUUGAGUGAAUCGGCCUUCGAGAAGCCACUGAAGGAGGAGACCCUGUACAGCUUGGGACAGAUAAUGCGCUUUGUGGGCUCCCAGCACGUGACCCAGUUCAGAUUCAAGAUCAUCGCCAUGCUGAGCUUCGUCCACACGCUGCAGGAGCCUCGUCUGCAGCGCAUUUGCCUGAAGAUCUGGCACAUAUUCCUGCAUGUGGUGAAUGUGCAGGAGCUGGGGCCGUCGCUGGGCAGGAUUGUGGCCACCCUGCAGCCGCUGCUGGCGGACAGCGAGAGCGUUAAGCAAGUCAACGAUCUGUAUGAGUUUAUAAUCCUGCGCAACGCCUCGAUGUUGGGCAACUUUAUAACUGAUCUGUACUUCCUGGAUCGCAUGGAGCACGUGGCGCCCUCCAUUCAAAAGUGCAUCAGAAGGCAUACAGCACACCUGGACCUGAAGGGAUCGUCCGAGGAGGAGGGGCAAUCGAAUGCAGCGCCACAACUGGUGGAACAGUUGCGUUUCCUGCAGAAACACAUCACAGACGAGUGCCUGCAGGUGCGCGUCUAUGCCCUCCAACAUCUGGGGGAACUUUUCGGCCGGCGAAGAGACCAGCUAAACAGCACGAUCCUCAGUGAAGUGCCGCUCGAACCGCUGCUGGAGCAGAUUGUGAACGUCCUAAUGGCUGGCUGCCAGCACGAUGAUGGUCAACUGCAAAUGGCCUCGGCCAAGUGCCUUGGCGAACUGGGAGCCAUCGAUGCCAGCUACCUGCCCUCGAACUACAACUUUGCCAGUCCGCAGCCGCUGCCGCUCAACAUACUGUCCGAUGACUUCGCUGUCUUGGCACUGACCGCUCUGUGCCGUGGCUAUCAGUUCCAGCAGAAGACAAAGCAUGUGGAUAGCUUCUCGCUGGCCAUCCAGGAGACGCUGGCCACUUGUGGCAUCUCGCCCAAGGAGCAGAAGAAGGUGCAGCUCUGGCAAUCGCUGCCGGCCCGCAUGCGCCAGGUGAUGGAGCCCAUGCUGCACUCCUGCUACACCUGUUGCCAUCGUCCGAAUACCUGCCUGCAGCAGCCACUCUUUGGCAGCCACUACUCCCACAACUUCUAUGAGGAGUGGGCCUUUCUCUGGGCCAGUCGACUGAUCGACUACAUCCAGUCCGCGGACACGCGCCAUCUACUCAGCUCCUACAAGCCCUGCAUCAAGCGGGAUGGCAACAUGCUGAGCACCUUCUAUCCCUACAUCCUGCUGCAUGCCCUGCUCGAGUGCACGGCGGAGCAGAGGGCCCACAUCCAGGAGGAGUUCAUGGCCGUGCUGCGAGCCAAUGAGGAAAGCUCCAGCUCGGUGAGGGGUCGCCAGGAGCUGGGGGCCAUCAAGGAGAAUGCCUUCAAGCAGUUCGAGUCACGAAAGUAUGCAGCUGGAAUCAAGCCAGCACAGGGCAGCUCGGUUCUGGAGCGGAAGGAGGACUCCAGUCGUGUGCCCCGACUGGCUGGCAAGCUGUGCGCCGAACUUUUGGACUUUCUGCAGCGCUGGCUCAGGGAGUGGCAGCGAAUUCACGGCCGUAGCACUGCCGGAAAGCCUCCGGAGACGAUAGAUCCUAACUACAGGAAGAUCCAUGAGUUCCUUAACCAGAUACCCAAGCUAUUGGUGUCCCGCGCCAGCUACAAUUGUGGAGAAUAUGCUAGGGCCCUCAGCUACCUGGAGAGCUAUCUGGAGGAGGGCGAGGACAAGUCGAAGAGAUUAUUGGAGCAGUUCACGUUCCUCGUGGAGGUGUACGGCUCUCUGAGGGAUCCGGAUUCGGUGGAGGGAGCUGUGCAGGUUCGCAGUUACGACAUGAGUGUCACGCAGGACAUCCUGGUCAACCGACUGGUGGAGCGGCAGCAGGAUAUGAUCACCUCCUACGAGCAGCUGCUCUCCAGCACGGAUCAGAUGCAGCCGGAUCACGUGCGGGCCAUGAUCGACGCCUAUUUGAGGGACACACCCAAGACGGCUCAGUUGAUAGCUGAUGGUCUCUGGCAACGACUCUCUGAUCAGUAUUCGGAGCAGUGCUUCGCGGAGUGCAAGUCGGAGUUGCUCUGGCGCCUGGGCAGCUACGAUGAGAUGGAAGAGCUUCAGUCCAACUGGCCGGCCCAGUGCUCCCAGGGCUGUCUCAAGCUGCGCAGGCCACUCACCACGCGCAACGAAUUCGAUGCAUUGCUGGACGGGAUGCGUGGAUCGGUGCUGGAGCAGCUCAGAAGCUGCUCUGCCGUACAGCAACACUCGUAUGCCAAUGCCUACGAUGCGGUGUUGAAGCUCCAUUUGGUGCACGAACUGCAGUGCAGCCAGCAGCUGGUGGAGAAACUGGAACAGGAUCGCGAUCGCGACAACCAGGAGAAGCUAAUGAAGAAGUACUUCGAGGACUGGCAGUAUCGCCUGCAGGUCAUACAGCCGCAAGUUCGCGUCCAGGAGUCAAUCUACAGCUUCCGCCGGAACCUAUUGGCUGAGCUUCAACGCCGCCUGUCGGAUCGCGACCACUUGCUGCCCCACCUGCAGACGGAGCUGGCAAGGAUCUGGCUAAACAGUGCCCAAAUCAAUCGGAAUGCCGGCCAACUGCAGCGAGCCCAACUUUAUAUACUCAAAGCGGCGGAAUACAAGCCCAUGGGGCUGUUCAUCGAGCGAGCCAAGCUGCUGUGGCAGAAGGGUGACCAGGUGAUGGCCAUGAACUAUCUGGAGGAGCAGCUGUCCAUCAUGCGAACCGAGUGCCAGGGUAACUUCAAACAGUUAGCACCGGAGCAGCGACAUCUCUUCUUCCGAGGAAAGUAUUUGCAGGCCGUGUACAGUGCUGAAUCGAUGCAUCUGUGCGCGGAUGCCGUGCUUAAGUACUUCGAGGAGGCCAUUGCCGUGCACCGGCAGUCGGAGAGUUGCUUCGUGCAGAUGGCGCAGUUCCUGGAGAAGAUGCGCGAGGCCCGGCAGAGUGGUAAGACGGACCUCACCGGCGAACAAGACGACAUGCUGAUCAGUGUGAUGGUGAACUAUGCCAGAUCCCUGCGCUAUGGCAGCGAGCAUGUCUACCAGUCGAUGCCGCGCCUGAUCAGCCUGUGGCUGGACACCACCGAGAGCUCCACCAACAGCGAGCAGGUGAAGAAGAUGAACGACCUGCUGACCAACUGCUGCUCAGCCUUGCCAGCGGCCAUCUUUUACACGGUCUACUCCCAGAUGCUGAGUCGCCUGUGUCAUCCACUGCCGGAAGUGUUCACUGUUCUAAGGAAUAUAAUCAUUCGCCUGGUGGAGGAGUAUCCGCAGCAGUCGCUCUGGAUGCUCCUGCCGCACUUCAAGUCCGCCAAGGCCUCCAGGAUUAAGCGCUGCAAACUGGUGCUCACCGACAGUCGAUUGCAGAAGGCCUCCUUCCAGAAACUACUCAACGACUUUAACUCACUCACAGAGCGUCUCAUUGAGCUGACCAACAAGGAGGUUACGCUGGAUCGAACCUACAAGCUGAGUGACCUAGACACCCGCCUCACCAAGCUGUGCAAACAGGCGGAAUUCUCAAAUAUACUGCUGCCCUUCGAGAAGUACAUGCAGCCCACGCUGCCGCUGAACUCGGACACCACUACAUCCGCAUUGAACCAGGUGCCUGCGAGUACAGCGACAACCAACUGGUUUCCCUACCAGCAGAUCUACAUCAGUGGCUUCCAGGAGUCCGUGCUGAUCCUGCGCUCGGCGGCGAAGCCCAAGAAGCUGACCAUUCGCUGUAGCGAUGGCAGGGACUACGAUGUGCUGGUCAAGCCCAAGGAUGAUCUGCGUCGGGAUGCGCGGCUGAUGGAGUUCAAUGGCCUGGUUAAGAGGUACCUCCACCAGGAUGCUCCGGCCAGGCAGCGGCGACUCCACAUUCGCACCUACGCCGUGCUGCCGUUCAACGAGGAGUGCGGCCUGGUCGAGUGGCUGCCCAAUCUGGCCUCAUACCGGAGCAUCUGCAUGAGCCUGUAUGCCCAGCGGGGACAGGUGAUGUCCUCGCGGCAACUGCACCAGCUGGCCGUGCCACUAAAUGAGUCGCUGGAGCGCAAGCGAGAGGUCUUCACCAAGCAGCUGGUACCCGCCCAUCCGCCGGUGUUCCAGGAGUGGCUGCGCCAGCGAUUCGUCACCCUGCACAGUUGGUACGAGGCGAGGAACACCUACAUCCGCACCGUGGCCGUCAUGUCCAUGGUGGGCUACAUCCUGGGACUGGGCGAUCGCCAUGGCGAGAAUAUCCUGUUCGCCGAGGGUAAUGGCGAUGCCGUCCAUGUGGACUUCAAUUGCCUGUUCAAUCAGGGCGAGCUGCUGGCCUAUCCGGAGGUGGUUCCAUUCCGGCUCACAAGGAACAUGAUCGUGGCCAUGGGGCCGCUGGGCGUGGAGGGCAGCUUCCGCAAGUGCUGCGAGAUCACGCUGCGCCUGCUGAAGCAGGAGACCAAGACCCUGAUGUCCAUGCUGCGGCCCUUCGUCUACGAUGUGGGCGCGCAGACGCGAAAUGGAGCCGCCACGGCCAAGAUCACAAAGGAUGUCCAGCGCAUUGCCGAUCGCCUGCAAGGACACGUCAAACGUCAGCAGGCCAACAGCAUUCCUCUUUCGACCGAAGGACAGGUCAACUUCCUCAUAAACGAGGCCACCAAGGUGGACAACUUGGCCGUCAUGUACAUUGGCUGGGGAGCCUUUCUUUAAAACGGUGUGAUCUAGCUCUUAUGGAUUAUAGAAUUUCCAGAAAAUACUACUUCCACAGACUGCUUGCUGUUAUAUGUGUAAAUAUUUAUAGUUAUUUUUAUUUAGGUAAGUGAAAAGGGAAUAUGUCUAGAAAUGUUUGCUCGAUUGUUAUUUGUUAAGUUGAGAUAAUUUAAAACUCAUUAAAUUUUUUGUAAGGAUUCUUGUACAAUGACAAUAAUUCUUUGUGCUAAAAAAGUCGUAAAGCUCCUAGUUAAAUGAAUAUAAAAUAAUGUAAAAACACCAUUAGGAAUUUAGAGAGUAUUAACGUUUAAUGAU